GAUUUCCCCCAAACCCGGUAUGCAUCUGUUACAGUUCUUGACUGAGGUUAUACAGUCGCAAGAGCUAGAUUUUGAACUUUUCGAUCUAGAUGACGGGCCAGGCCAGGACGAGUUUUUGGGGAGAGCCAAUUUGGAUGUUCAGGAAAUUUGGAAGAAUGGAGAAGUAGAUAUGUGGGUGCCGCUGUCUGAGGCCAAGUCAGGUCGCAUUCACAUCCGAGCCACUUGGUUAGAUCUCAGUGACACUGCUGACUCUCUGCAGCUGCAACUUGAGGAAAUCCGUGCUCUUCAGGUGACAACGAAGAACCCACUUCACAGUGCUGUGCUCAUGGUCUGGGUGGAUUCUGCCAAGAAACUCAAUCCGUCACAUAAGCAAAUCCCAGAUCCAUUUGUGAGGCUCUAUGUUGGUAAUGAAAAGGGAGAGACAGCUGUACGGCAGCGAACAAAUGACCCAGUCUUUGAGGAGGGAUUCACCUUCCUUGUCCGUAACCCACGCACCCAGGAGCUGAAGCUUGAGGUAAUUGAUCAGAAGACAAACCAGAUCCAAGGUAAGGUGGAGCUAGACCUCAACGUUUUCUUGAAGGAGCGUAAAAUGGAAGUCGUUGGAGAAGACUACAGCCUAAGUGGGGCCUCGGGAGGUCUGUCGACAUUGAAACUGAACAUAACUUUGAGGAUCUUGAAGACUGCCCUCAAAACUGAUGAUGGAGAUGGUGGUCCUCAGGAAAAGGGUGAGACGGAAAUAUGCCACCAUCCACACCUGCACACUCUAUCCCAUCCAAAGAGUCAGUUGGCAUUCCUGAUCCUAUUCCUGCUGAUGGUCCUGAACAAAAGUCUGCCCCUGUAAGGGAACCUGGGUCGUUGGCAGACCAGAGCGAAGGCCCAAGUGUGGCCACAGAUGCUG
Molecule: messenger RNA, 898 nt
Organism: Penaeus monodon (black tiger shrimp)
Lineage: Eukaryota; Metazoa; Arthropoda; Malacostraca; Decapoda; Penaeidae
Product: extended synaptotagmin-2-like
Source: RefSeq, a predicted model, not a curated record